Arxiozyma heterogenica is the source of this 411-nucleotide messenger RNA. RefSeq names its product transcriptional co-activator mating type protein alpha (gene HMLALPHA1). Gene Ontology annotation, molecular function: DNA binding, bending. The record is from RefSeq and is a predicted model, not a curated record. Bases 1 to 411 code for a protein of 136 amino acids. Gene Ontology annotation, cellular component: nucleus. Gene Ontology annotation, biological process: positive regulation of mating-type specific transcription, DNA-templated. The transcript has a single exon. Lineage: Eukaryota; Fungi; Ascomycota; Saccharomycetes; Saccharomycetales; Saccharomycetaceae.
AUGAAUUCAAAAAGAGUUAUAUUCAGAGCAAAAGUUUCAGGAGACAAAAACAAGAAAAAAAUAAAAUGUAACAAGCAAUAUAUUUUUACUGGUUCAUUUAGCACAACAGUGUUUAAUUCAAGACUGAAUAAAAAUAAAUCAUUUCCUAAUAAAAAGAUAUUAGAUAUCAUUAAUAAACAAAAUCCAAUCUUGAAAUCAAUAAAAAAAAAGAUCAAAUCUCCAGAGGACAUUUUGGAACAAAGAACAUUAAAUGCCUUCUUUGCCUUUAGAAUAUAUUACUCCCAAUUUGGUCAAGGUAUUAACCAGAAAAAUUUAUCCACAUUGUUAGCAACAGAAUGGAAGAAAGACCUGAAUGAACAACAGUUUUGGAAUAAUCUCACGGAACAGUAUAAACAAAUUAAAGAUAUGUAG